AUGUCUACCAACACUCUUGACAAUUGUCUACCAUCCCGCCUGCUGUCGCCUAAGACUCCAUCGCCAAAAAAAAGUUUCAGGAAGCACAACCAAGAUGAAGACGAUGAGGCACCUAAAAAGUACCUGUCAACUCUGAAUGCAGGUGAUACUCCUGGAUCAACGUGCCAAAGCGAUCUCGAAGACCAGCCGGUUGUAUCCAAAAUGCCUGAAAAGAAUGACCAUUCCUCCGAGGUUCCUCGCCACAAAACCACAAUCGGCUUGAACAGGGCCUAUCCACGUUCCCGACGCGAUCUGGAGGCAGAGAUUACUGUUCGGCGUGAAAUAGCCAUCGAGGCAACAAGAGAAGCUGCGGCCUAUAAGGAUCAGCUUCGAACGGCAUGGUUGGACCUUGCCGCAGCACGCCAGGAGGCCCAGUCAACUAAAAAGGCGGUGAAAAACUUGGUUAGGUCUGUGAAGAAUUCCAAACGACGCUCUGCAUACCUGACGUUGGUGGUGGAGGGUCUAGAAGAGCAGUUGAGGACAUAUGUCAGACAGGAACACAACACAGCAAUUAUGCUGGUGGAAGAGAGGCAUUGGAGCCAACAGCUGAAAGCAGCGUUGACGUCCCAUGGCAUUAACGUACCGGUUUACAUUCCUCCUCAGCCUUUGCAGUCUGACAAUCCCAUCGCUAUUGUUUAG
Messenger RNA from Psilocybe cubensis, 678 nucleotides. RefSeq lists its product as uncharacterized. Bases 1 to 678 code for a protein of 225 amino acids. NCBI's taxonomy places the organism in Eukaryota, Fungi, Basidiomycota, Agaricomycetes, Agaricales, Agrocybaceae. The transcript has 3 exons. The record is from RefSeq and is a predicted model, not a curated record.